This is a messenger RNA of Tetranychus urticae (two-spotted spider mite), 3447 nucleotides long. RefSeq names its product PP2C-like domain-containing protein CG9801. The record is from RefSeq and is a predicted model, not a curated record. Lineage: Eukaryota; Metazoa; Arthropoda; Arachnida; Trombidiformes; Tetranychidae.
UAUGUUUCAUUUUUUAAACAACCAGCAAUAAAUCCAUGUUUCUGUUCAUUUUUGCUCAUCAAUUUUUGUUGUUUUCAUGAUGAUCAUCAAGCAAAUUUCGUCUCGCAAUUGAUAAUGUAAUAAGAAGUGUGUGUUUCUGAUGUUUCCUUUUUUUUGCUUUCUUGCUUAGCUUGUGUUGUAGUUGUUAAUUUAUUUUUCACCAUUUCUGUUUUAUAUCUUCUGUUUGCCUUCUGCUUCUCAUUCCACUUUUUGUUUGUUUCACUCUUCUUGAAACCAUUUUUUUUCAUCAUUCAUUCAAAGGAACUUAUUGACAAUUAGUUACUUUUUUUAAUUUUUGUCCAUGAUGAUGAUGAUGUGUAAAUUGUUGAAACAAUCAUCAUUCACUAAUGAACCUCAACCGGACGUUAUUUGUGGUAAAACCUGUUAUGAUUUACCAGUUAAAAACAUUGAACCAUUAUCAAGCCGAUUAGUUUCAGCCUACACUGGACCUGGAUCUGGAUUAACAUCUGUAAAUGUUGAUAGUCGAUCGAAAGCUUUUCAAGUUUCUCCUGAAAAUGAUGUUGCUUUUAUCGAUGAAGAAGAUGAAGAUGGGUGUUUAUCAUCGAGUAUUAACAAUAUCUCAUCAGAGCCCGCCAUUGAUAGCAAAAAAUCUGCCCCACAUACUUCAUCAAAAUACAGUUAUUAUAUGUCAAAAAACAAGAAUGAUAACAAAUGUCACAAACUGCCAAACGAAACAUCAUCAUCAUUAUCAAAAUCAUCAACCAAAGAAACAUCAGAAUCAUCUUCAACAACCAACUUAACUUCUAAUUCAAUAUCAUCGACAACACCUUCAACUACAAGCAUAUCAUCUUUAGACGAGAUUGCUGGUGUUGAUAAUUGGAAGUGUCCUACUGAAAAUGCUUUUGGAUUAGCAACAUCGCUUUACGAAAGUCAUCCAACAACGAGCGAACGAGCUGGUGAACCCAUUGCUGACUCAUUUGGUAUUUGUGUUCGUGAAAAUUCUGCUAUUCUCGCUUUAGCUGAUGGUGUUAACUGGGGUGAAGGAGCUUGUAUCGCAGCUCGUAGUGCAAUUCAUGGUGCAAUUGAAUACCUCAACAAAGCAUUGUACCGUGAAGGCAGUGGAAAAAUGGCCAAUACAAUGGACAUUUUCGUGUGUUUGUUAAGAUCUUUCUCUGCUGCCCAUAGCAUGAUACUCCAAGAAAAUGGAAAAUUAACUACUCUGACCGUUGCCAUUAUUGUCCAGCUGAAAAAUUCAGAUAAAUUCAUAGUCUGCUCCUGCAAUGUUGGGGACAGUUUUGCUUAUGUAUACUCUAAAAAGCAUGGCGUUCGCGAAAUAACUCAAGGAUCACACGAUAUUUUUUCAAUGAGAGAUAUGAGAUCAGCAUUGGGAGCACUUGGACCUGUUGAUGGUACCAAUCCUGAACUUAAUAAUCUAACUGUUGCCAUGACUAUUGUUGAACAAGGUGAUAUUGUAUUCCUGGCUAGUGACGGAAUUUCAGAUAAUUUUGACCCAGUUGUGGGUAAAUUUGCGUUACCAAAGAAAACAGAUUCCGGUAAAAAGCACAAUAAUAACGAUGAAUACAUAAAGAACUCUGAACAACACCAACAACAAAAUAACAAUAAGGCCAAUAUGCUGAGCAGUAAUAAAACGCCUGAAAAAGUUGCCACCAAAAACAAGAAAAAUUCAAAAUUAUUCUGCUCCAGGAGUAACAGUGUUAAAUCACCUUCAACUCAACUGACAACAACAACCGGACCCACAUCAAAUCACAGAUCUAGACGUAAAAGCGAAGGAUUGAUCUCAAGAAUUGCAGAGGAUCUUAAAUUAUCAUCGUCUGACAAAAGUUCACGAAAUGGCCAUGAUCAUAAUCAUCAUUCUCACCAUCAUUCAAAUGGCAAUAGUCAUCAUAAUUACCACAACAAUAAUACGUCGUCUUCAAAAAAAUCCUCCAAUAUUAUGAGCAAAAGUAGUAAAGACAAUAAUAGCAAUAAUAGUAAACUUAAGAGGUGUAACUCAAUGAGCGAUCGAUCUCAAAGUUCAUUACCCAUAGUUACAGCUGUUCAAAGGCAUGAAUUAACAUUAUUAAGGAUGGAGGAUAUUAUUCGAAAUGGUUUUAAUCAAUCAGUUAAACAAUCUUGUACAACAGCCAAACAACUAUGUGAAUUAAUGGUAGAAUGGGCAACCAAACUGACCACGGCCAAAAGACGUAUACUCGAAGACCCUGACUUGUAUGAUGAAACUGACAACUCAUUUGAACACUCUGAUCAAAGAUCACGUCGUCGUCAGGUUGGUGAUAAAUUAGCAAUGGUUCCUGGUAAAUUAGAUCAUGCUUCCAUUGUUGCCUGUAAAGUGUCCUUUUAUGGAGACUAUUGUAAUAAACGUUACAUUUCGGACGGUGAUUCAAACAAAUAUAAUCUCAAAUUGAAAGCAACACUUGCUAAAAUCGAGGGCAAUGAAGAUUGACUUUCGUAGGAGCAACUCUUUUUUUUCUAAUUGUCUCACGCAACUUUAUUAAUAGUAUCAGUUAUGGUUUUUUUGUGUCAUUAUCAUUAUCAACACCUUCAUCAACAUCGCCAUUCAAAUGAAACAACACACCAUAAUUUAUCACCCUAUUGGCCAUGAUUAUGCAUAUUACCGUUACCAUCAUCGGUUAACUGACAAUAUCUUUCAUUAGGAAAACAAUUUCCCCUUUUUUCAAUUCAUCAUCAUUUAAUUGUCUUGUCAUCUUUUUAAAUCAUCUUUUUUUCAAGUGUUUCAAAUAUUUAAAUUGAAUGUUAAUGACGAUGACAAUGCUCGGGACCGGCUUUUUUCCACCACUUUUCCUCCACAUUUUUCAACACUUUUUUCACCAUAUUGUCCACCACUUCUGGUAUAUGAUGGCGAUAUGGAUGUGUUAGAUUUGGAUGGUGGACAAUAUGUUGGCAAGAUGGUGAAAAGACGGUAAAAAGAGGUCGAUGUGGUGAACAAACCGAUCCCCAAUACUCUACAAUGGAAAUUGAAUCAAAAAAGUACAAGAAAACGAAAGUACAUUCAAGACAAAUUACACAAAAUUUAAUAAUUCUCAACCGAACGCAACACAUCCAUUGUUAAAAAAUUUUUUGGUUUAUUUUUCGUUUCAUUAAGCAACUAAAGUUGGAAUUGAAUUAAUGAAUGGAACUAAGUGGCAAUUUUGGAGCUGCCUUUGAUGGUUAAAAUUAAUUCAAAGCUUUUACUGACGUUUUCAUUUCAAUACAAUCGUCAUCACAAAAUUUUACCACAAAACUGUUUACAAAGAGUGAUGCAAGUGCAUUUAUGUUUAUAUCAUCCUUGUUUUCUUCCGGUUACAAUCAAGUUUUUUAAUGUUUAAAUGUGAAAUGAGAAGCAUAAAGUUCCAUCAUACUCGUUUUACAAAGAAAACAUCUGUUUGUUUUUAAAUAAAAACCAAUAAAAUUUUGUUUGUUUCACUUUUU